AUGGAUUACCUGCAGCUACCAGAAAGCAUCAUAGAAAACUCUACACCUGGUGGGCAGAUUUUGGCAGAGAGUAAACAGAGAAGCUCCUCUGACAAUAUCAACCCUCCACAGACAAGUGACAACACCUGCAUACCCAAGGACUUCAGCUGCAUCUACAGCAAAGAUCUACUCCCUGCCCUCAGUGGUGAGGACACAACCAAAGGUUUCUUCCAAGAGCUGGUGAGCGUUCUCCUCAGCUAUGUCUGCAAGUCGUUCAGAAGAAGCUCCAAAGUCCUGGACUUCCACCACCCUCACCAACUCAGAGAGGGUCUGGAGGGCUUCAGUCUGGAUCUCCCAGACCAGCCCGAGAACCUGGAACAACUCCUGGUCGACUGCAGGGACACCUUGAAGUAUGGAGUCAAAACAGGUCACCCACGCUUCUUCAAUCAGCUGUCAUCAGGGCUGGAUGUCAUCGGUCUGGCCGGGGAAUGGCUGACAUCUACCGCCAACACAAACAUGUUUACUUAUGAAGUGUCCCCAGUGUUCAUUCUGAUGGAGGAGGUUCUACUGAGGAAGAUGCAGGAGAUUGUGGGUUGGUCAGAGGAAGAGGGGGAUGGUGUUUUCUGUCCAGGAGGGACCAUGUCCAAUCUGUACAGUGUACUACUGGCCAGAUACCACUUUUUCCCUGAAGUGAAGACCAAAGGGAUGACUGCUCUGCCCAGGCUAAUCCUCUUCACCUCAGCACAUAGUCAUUAUUCAGUCAAGAAAUCUGCGGCAGUCCUUGGGAUAGGGAGUGAAAAUGUUGUGGUGGUGAAAUGUGAUGACCGGGGAAAGAUGAUCCCUGCAGAAUUGGAGUCAAGUAUCAUUACUGCCAAAGAUCAGGGUUGUGUCCCGUUCUACGUCAAUGCCACAGCAGGCACCACUGUGUACGGAGCCUUUGAUCCUCUCAAUGCCAUCGCAGACAUCUGUGAGAGCCAUGGACUCUGGCUGCAUGUUGAUGCAGCCUGGGGCGGAGGACUGUUGAUGUCCAAGAGGCACCGUGUGAAACUACAAGGGAUUGAACGAGCCUGGUCUGUGACUUGGAACCCUCAUAAAAUGAUGGGUGCUCCGCUGCAAUGCUCAGCCAUACUGGUGAAGAAAAGGGGCCUCUUGCAAGCCUGUAAUCAGCUGUGUGCAGAAUACCUCUUCCAAACUGACAAGCACUAUGACACCUCGUAUGACACCGGAGACAAGACCAUUCAGUGUGGCAGACACGUUGAUGUCUUCAAGCUCUGGCUCAUGUGGAAGGCCAAGGGUUCAGAAGGCUUUGAAUCACAGGUCAAUAAAUGUUUGGAAAAUGCUGAGCACUUGUUUGACAAAAUCAAACAAAGACCAGACUUUGAACUCGUCUUCAAAGGCAAACCUGAACACAGCAACGUGUGCUUCUGGUACAUCCCACCAAGUCUGAGGAAAAUGCCACCAGGUCCUGAGAGGAACAGGAGACUCCAUGAGGUGGCACCAAAGAUCAAAGCCAAGAUGAUGGAGCAGGGGAUGGCCAUGAUUGGCUAUCAGCCGCUUGGAGACAAAGUGAACUUCUUCCGAUGUGUCUUCUCCAACCCGGCCACACAGACAGAGGAUGUGGACUACCUGUUGGAGGAGAUCGCUUGUCUCGGUCAUGAUAUAUGCAUCAGGAUUGAGACCAAUUUAUGAAUCAGGUUGGCUGAAUCAGGUUUGAGACCACUUUAUGAAUCAGAUUGUGGUUCAGAUCAACUGUAAAACAUGCAAUUAGAGUAAAAUAGGUAAAAACAAUCAGAAAACUAAAUAUAUCUCUAGACGUACUAAUUGUUCUCAAAUGUUUUAUUGCAUGAUUACAGUCCUUUUUUAUAUACAAAUAUAAAUAUUAUUUUUGUAUUCCAGAGUAUCAGGGAAUUGUUAUAAUGUAGCCAGUUUAUUUCUUCAUUCAUUCAUUUUAUUUGUGUACAACAAUAUUGUAGCCUAUAUAUCUAAGAGGACAACGAGCAUGGUUUCAUUUUUUAUAUAUCAUUUCUGAAGUUUGAUAUUUUCAUAAAUUUCUAAAUAUUAAUGUUAAGUAGGCAACAGUUGACGCUGUAAUUUGGUAAUUGUAUCAACUGAAAGGUUAUUAAAGUGUGUAACAUAAUCA
Molecule: messenger RNA, 2119 nt
Organism: Coregonus clupeaformis (lake whitefish)
Lineage: Eukaryota; Metazoa; Chordata; Actinopteri; Salmoniformes; Salmonidae
Gene: gad3
Product: glutamate decarboxylase 3
Exons: 15
Coding region: 1-1668 (555 amino acids)
Biological process (GO): carboxylic acid metabolic process
Cellular component (GO): cytoplasm
Molecular function (GO): carboxy-lyase activity; pyridoxal phosphate binding
Source: RefSeq, a predicted model, not a curated record